Babesia bigemina is the source of this 780-nucleotide messenger RNA. RefSeq lists its product as hypothetical. Lineage: Eukaryota; Apicomplexa; Aconoidasida; Piroplasmida; Babesiidae. The transcript has a single exon. Bases 1 to 780 code for a protein of 259 amino acids. The record is from RefSeq and is a predicted model, not a curated record.
AUGAUCCCCUAUGAUGCUGCUCUGGGGGAUAAAGGUGGCAAGGAUGAUCCGGAUGGUUCAGCAAACGCGCCCCAAAAAAUUGCCUUUUAUUUAAAUAACUCGGAGUUCAAUAAACAUCUCCAAAAUUAUUUAACAGUUACUAGCGAUUGUGAGGCGAUGGCUAAAGAUCUGAGGCUCAUCGUAGAGGCAACACCUGACCCCCAAAAGCUGUCAAAUGUUGAAGCAGCGCUGAAAAAGGAGGGCACAAGGUUGUGGGCAAUUUUUGAAAAUUUAAUACAGAAUAAAAUCGAUUACGUCGAACUACGACAUACCCUUGAUGAUUAUAUUGUAAUAUCAAAAGGGCUUCAAGCGAAAAAUGUAACGCCUCAAAAAAUGGCUGAACUUAAUAAACAGUUGGCCGAUCUCGAAGAGCGAUUCGUGGAUAUAGAACGCAUUGCACAUGCCCUUGUGCAUACCGACGUAGCAGCAGAAUAUAAAGACACGAUAAUAUACGUAAAAGAAUUUAUUCAAAAACAUAUGCCCAAAAAACUAUCGACUCCCUCAAAUGUGAUUAAUAAACCCAAGCCGAAAGAUAACACAUCAGCGACAGAUCAAAAGAAUAACAUGGCUUCAAUGGGUAAGGGUGACACUCCGUGUGGAAAGUGUGAAUCACCAAAGCCAGAAAAAAAUACAGACAACACAAACGUCACACAUGGUACUACUGGCGCUUCAGGAUUCGUAAUGAUUGGCGCCAAGGUUGUUCGAAACAUGGCAAUACUGGGUGUAAUUGCGGUGGUCUGA